AAUCUACGGUUACACCACCGGGACGGACAUGAACAACGUCCCGCGCGUGUCCUCCGCGGGCUACCGGCUACCGGAACGAGCCAACGGGACCGGGCCGAGGACGAGCGCGGUGCCGCCGGCGGACAGGACGCGUCACGUCAGAGGAGACGGCGCGGUGCCCGUGCGGUCCGAUCCAGAGACGGGAGACCCCGUUAAACAGGACCGAGUGUGGAAGGAGGCGGUGUGGAGCGAGAGGAGGGGGGCGCGCGACUGGGAGAAGAACUGGAACUUCCUCAGGAACUAUGAUCAGAUGGGGCAGCUGAAGACCGAGGAGCCUUUACCCAGCUACGUGUCUCUCUUCUCCGAUCGCGUCCCCAACACCACCAACCAGAUGUUCGGCAGCAGACUCUCCACUCCUCUGGGGAGCGACCUGGUCAGACUGGACAGGAUGUCCCUCUGGUCCGGGAUCCACCACAAGUGCAAGCAGGACCCAGAGAUGCUGCCCUGCUAGACCCUUUGAAGACGGGUCACAUUUUCCACCUGGACUCAACAAAGCUGGGACUGCACUGUAGUUAUGUGGAGCUUAGAUGGGUUUGGCAUGGUGGGACGCCCGCCAUAGCUCAGCCCCAGUGAGUUCAGAGUGGAUGUUGUGUUGUCAUUUUAAUGGAGGGUGAAUAUGAAGUCAAAUACAGACAUCUACUUUGAAGCCAUAUCAGGUGGGGAGUCAGGACCUAAAUCUGCAAAUUAACCAGAUGUGCAAUCUUCCAUUGAUCAUUUUUUUAUAUAUAUAUGUGUUUACAUGCAAAGAGUCCAAACGUUAAUGUUGAAUGCAUUUGCUUGCCGAAGAAGACAGGUGAGACAGGGAAACACCAGCAGAUCAGAUUCACGUCACCCGAGCUCCUUCAGGGGUUUCAAUCCGUUACUUGAUAAUCAAACAAGAUACCUGAUCAAAUUUGGAUGAGUGAAAGGUUGUAUCACUACUACAGCACAUUUAUUUGUGCACUCAAAUUGGGACAAGGGACCAAAAAAAACUCUAGCAUACAGUUUGAAAACAGCUGUGUGUUAAGAGUUUACCAUAUGAGAAUGGUACCCGCUGAUGCUAUCAGAAUAUAUUCUGUUUUUGUAGGUCAAUCGGUUUUAUUUGAUUUUUGAUUUUUGAUUCAAUUUUUUAAAAGCUGUUACAUAUUGUUACAUGUUUACCAUGAGCUCUAAGCCACGGGUUCCACGGUGGAAGCUUGUAAUUAUAUUCAUUUAAAUUGUGUGAUUUUGUGUGGUGAUGUAGUUUACACUCAUCUGCACUUUAACGUGAGCGGCAGCAUAUCUCAGGUUGCUUUAAAAAGAACGCCACUCUGUAUAUAGUUAUGUUAUAAACUGCCCCUUUGGUCUAAAUUUGAAAAAACAAAUGUUGGUCCCCAGUGAAUUUGAAAUGCUUGUAUGGUCUGGAUUGAAGUCUCAAU
This is a messenger RNA of Anoplopoma fimbria (sablefish), 1436 nucleotides long. It is a transcript of the gene cimip5, whose product is annotated as chromosome 15 C2orf50 homolog. The coding region runs from base 29 to 490 and encodes 153 amino acids. The transcript has 3 exons. The record is from RefSeq and is a predicted model, not a curated record. Lineage: Eukaryota; Metazoa; Chordata; Actinopteri; Perciformes; Anoplopomatidae.